UCUGCAGCCGACGAACCCCCCCAGCCACCGCCACCCAUUUUUGGCCGGAAAUCCGGCAAAGCUUGGGGAUUUCUCCCUAUUUUCUUGUCUUAGAACACCUGUUGAACCCAGAAAAUCCCAAAUCUGCGUCUUCCUCCCUCUGUUGUCCGUCGGCUGCUAUGUGGGUGUGAGGUUUUUGGGCUUUUCUGGUAAGAUUUAGCCAUGAAUCCCUCUCUUCAACUUUGAUUUAGGCUGGGUUUGGUUUAAUUGCUUUUGUUCCUUCCAAUUUUUGGGUAGCCGCAAGUUCCCCUGCAGAAUUUCUUCUUCUCUGCCGUCGGCUUCACCCCCCCUUACUAGGCUCGGUUUUGCUUGCUAAAUUCUGUGGGAGUUGUAAACACUGGCACUAUUACUGACGCCUACCAGUGGGAGUUUGUAAACACUGGUACCAUUACUGACGCCUGCCAGUGGGAGUUUGUAAACACUGGCCAUGACUUAUAGAUGAGACUACUGAACUGAGUUUUCUUCUGCAUGUAACGGAAGCGAAACCGAGGACGGGGAAACCGAGGGGAGUGACGAAUUAGAAGGCUAGCCAUUCAAUUGGGGUAUAAGUUUUAGAUUUUAUCAUCCUUUUGUAAGGUUGAUUUUAUUCAUGAGAUUUUGUGAUUUGGAUAAGUUCCGAGCCUUGUGCACUUGUGGGACUCGUCUCACGAGUGCACGGCGUCUGCCACGUCCCUGGAUUUGGGUUCUGGGGCGUGACAGCUAUAACCAAGGAAAAUCAGUAUACAAAAAAAUGAUUUAGCAGUUCACAUUUAUGUCAAACAUGUGUAGCUAACGACUUAAGUCCAAAAAGGAUCUAAGUCCAAAAUACUGACUAGCUGUCUAGCUCGUCACUCCCCCUGGUUAACCGUGCCUCGGAUCUCACUACUUGAAAUGGUGGACAAGGAAAACUAUGAGAUAAAAUAUCUCAGUAAGUAAAAAUAUGGGUAGCCGGUGAGUAAAAUUUAAGCAUGCAUGAUAAACAGUUUAACAUAACAAAACGUUCAAUGAUAAACAGUUAAUGUAGGAUAAGCUUCAGUAGUAGUCACCUCUAUAAGUCAUGGCCAGUGUUUAACUCUCACUGGCAAACGUCAGUAAUAACCAAUGUAUUGUCCCAUUAGCAGGAUUUCAGUAAUGAACCGGUCCUAUCGGUAAACAUGUCGACAUGUGCUAGCGUUUACAAACCUCCCACUAGUGGGCACAGUAAAACAUGACCAUAUUGGAGACAAAAUCAUGCAGGAUUUACAAGAAAAAUCCGUAAUUCGCAAUCAAUCUCAAAUUCCAAG
Molecule: messenger RNA, 1301 nt
Organism: Rubroshorea leprosula
Lineage: Eukaryota; Viridiplantae; Streptophyta; Magnoliopsida; Malvales; Dipterocarpaceae
Source: the annotation of a GenBank genome assembly